Molecule: messenger RNA, 1852 nt
Organism: Pseudogymnoascus destructans
Lineage: Eukaryota; Fungi; Ascomycota; Leotiomycetes; Thelebolales; Thelebolaceae
Exons: 1
Coding region: 1-717 (238 amino acids)
Source: RefSeq, a predicted model, not a curated record
AUGUGCGAGACCAUCUCGGGCUGCUCUAUAAGCGUCUCGGACGAGUCCACCACUGUCAUUGGCAAGCAGACGCCGGCACCCAUCGGCACCUGGCACGAUGAGGUUUGGGCGACCAUGACUCUGGGUGAUGCCUAUAGUAACUCAGUCUACGACGCCCUGAGCACGCAGAUGGCCCGCGACGACGCCAACGGCGACGGCACGACGAUUAGCUUCACGUCAGGGCCCACGGCCGGACCAACAUGCGCGGGAGCUACCACUGCUUGCGGCGGCACAAUUUUCUCUGGCUACUAUUGCACGCCCACCCCGACCGGCUACCCGCCCGGCUCCCAGGUCCCCAGGGAUCCCAGCUCGGGUGGCUACUCGGCGCCUACGACAGGCAUCGGCGGCUCGACGACGACGACCAAACCGCCGACCAGCACCUGCACCGUCACUAACGUAUGCAACUGCAACGAGAGCGGGUGCGACGCGUGCUCGCCGACUUGCUGCGCCAACGGCACGUGUGGUUCUGAUGUGUGCACCAUAACUGGCAAGUGUAACUGCAAUGAGAGCGGGUGCGACGCGUGCUCGCCGGCUUGCUGCGCCAAUGGCACCUGUGGGGACACCUCGGUAGCACCGCCAAAGUCGACGGCUGUUGAUCGGUGCGCGAGCUUCGAUUAUGGGACGUGCGGGUCGCCGUUUGAUGAUGCGUGCUGCCGGACGUUUUGUAGCGUAGGUUAAUUAUCAAGAUGGUAGGCGUGGCGGUGAUGACCUGAGGAGCGGCGCUGAUGCUGAUGACAGCGUGGGAGAUGUAUGUAUUCAACUAGCAGCUAUAUUCUAUAUAGAGAUUGACAAAUUGACCGUUGGUCGAGUUGGCCAUUUCCCGUGAAGCUGAGGAACAGUUCUUAUCUAAAGGACCAACAUUGCCAUCUUUCUAUGGUGGGAGGUAUAAGUAAUGCGCCUCAGCUGGACUGUUUAUGAGACAGUAGCUGAAAGCGUGUCUAGACUCUUAUAGGUGGCGGAGCAUCUUCGACUCAACUGAGUAUGCUGGGCUUGAUAUAGUCGUGCCUUAGACUAUGGGCACAUCAUCGAAGCACGCGUUACUCGAAGUUGAAGAUAUUGGCAACCCAUGGCUAACUCGCCGUGACCAUCGCCGUAUAGUUGAAGAUACGAAUUCAAGCAGGGAAAUUCCAUGCCUCAUAGCUGACUCGGAUUGCGUGAAAUAUCACAAGAAAUGGCGAUAUCACCAUGGGAGCCGGAUAACGGCACGUAUACUGUAGACAACAGCCCUCGUUGAUAGACAGAACAGUCAUCUUAGGAAGGUGGCACUAGGACGCCGCAACAAAGUUUCUACACGAAACAUUCCGUCUGAUGCCAGCCAGGUUGCAGGUAGUGGCGCGCCAGCGCAGGUACACCGAGCUUCCUUCUUCUUCCGUAGUUGACACCGCCCACUAGUUAGUCUGAUGCAACCCUCAUAUCCACAGGCGCGCAUCAAGAAGACGUUCGGCGGUUCUCUUCUGUCUCUGUCAAAUCAAUGGCCCUUACUAGGGUCUGGGCAUUCCUAAAAGAAGCUUUUAUGUGGCUUUCCCUUGACGGUGAGCUUUGCGCUAGAUCAUGGAAGUGGCGUCGGCCAAGACCAACAUCACAAGGGGAAGUCGGAUGUGCAAAUGUUGAUGAUGUGAUGGCGAUAAUGCAUUUGAGGAACGGGGGAGAUGUCUGAAUAUGGGGAGUCGUUUGCGGUCUUCAGCUGGGACCUUGUCUAGCUUCUGAUGGUGAGGUGAUGGGCCGGCGAAUGGUUUGUCCGUAUUGGUUGUUCCUGACUGCGCUACUCGUACGGCCGCCUCACGCGCGCCUGCCGCCCCGAGUCCAGCAAGAC